GGAGGCCAGUAUAAAUGUGGGCCACGGAGGAGUGAGCACACACACACACAUCACACACACUCGCCAUACUGAGAGAAAGUGGAGGGAAAACAUCCACACAAGUUCAAGGACAAUGUGGCUGGUCCUUCUUACGUAUCAACUUGCCACGCUCCUUCUCAUCCGAGCUGAAAACCCCUGCUAUAGACACUCUACCUUCAGAAGUCCAGCGAACUCGGACAUUGAGGUCUUCUGUGGCGCUCAGACUUUGAAGCUUCACAUCCUGCUGUGCCCCAUCUACUUCAGAGGGUACAAUGAGUCCCUGAUGUCCCUCAACUCGCAGCACUCCAAUCAGGCAUGUAAAGGGACGGCCGACUGGGCCGUGGACCCGCCAAUUGUUAAGUUCAACUUCUCCAUCACAGAGACGGGCAUCAGCGAGUGCGACAACUCGCUGGCAGUCACCCAGGAGGUGGGAACGGGAGUGUUCUCCGAAUUCUCCCAUGUCGAGUACAUCAACAUCUCAGGCAUGGUCUGCUCCAAGGACCCGUCCAAAGAUCCCAUUACCUAUCACCAAGAAGUGAUGUACAAGUUCUCCUGCCGCUACCCUCUGCAGUACUUCAUCAACAAUACUCAGAUGAGCGUAUCUGGGGCCAAUCUGGUCAUUAAAGACAACAACGGAAGUUUCAUCAGUACACUGAGCAUGGGACUGUACUCGGACAACAGCUACUCCUCCUCACUGCUGAUGCCUCAAGAAGGUCUAGAGCUGAAGACCAGGAUCUUUGUAGAAGUGAGGGCCUCGAACCUCAGCAACAGAUUCAACGUGCUCCUGGAUCGAUGUUAUGUUACAUCCUCACCUUUUAUCAUCGACACCAGCUUCCACGAUCUCUUCGUUGGGUGUCACCGGGACGUCCAGACAAUUGUCAUGACUAACGGAGACCAGCAGGAGGCCCGCUUCUCCUUUGAGGCUUUCCGCUUCAUUCAAAGCUCAGAUGAUAUCAUCUCCACCUACUACGUCCACUGUGCCACCAGACUCUGUGUGAACUCCAUCUGCCCUGCCCUCGUCCAGCAGAACUGCACUAGCUCUAGGAGGCACCGCAGCGUCGACGACAACCAGGAUACUACAGUGAGCGACUCGGCCACCAUCACUUCAAACCCCAUUUAUACCAAGUUAGAGAAAGGUUUUUUAUUUGUUCAUUUCACAGGACAUAUGUCGGGAUCUGAAGACCCUCAGGAAAGUCAUCAUACAGUGGUGGUGGUCUCAAUCAUAGCGGGCAUCAUCGGCCUCAUCUGCCUCACUCUCAUUGUCGUCAUCGUUCUCAAGACGUACAAUGCAAAAAGUGCAGUAGGCAAGACUAUUCUGUACUCACCAGAAUGACACAUGUCCAUUUGGUAUGAUCCGUCAUACAAAAUGAAUAACACCAUCAUUCAAGACUGGGUCACCACAAAUAAGUUUGCUGAAUUUUGUUUUCCUGCCCCUCUUACUUAAGAUUUAUUAAAUAGCACUUGGUAUGAAAGUAAAGAUAGUCAGAAAUGUUAUAUUGUGCCCUCAAUGGCAUUUUUCAUGACUGAUUUUUGAAUUUGGUUGUGGUAGUUUAUCGAUUAAAAACCCUGCUGAUAAAAAAAAAAGAAAAGACAGAAUAUAUAUA
Molecule: messenger RNA, 1622 nt
Organism: Solea solea (common sole)
Lineage: Eukaryota; Metazoa; Chordata; Actinopteri; Pleuronectiformes; Soleidae
Product: zona pellucida-like domain-containing protein 1
Exons: 11
Coding region: 113-1351 (412 amino acids)
Cellular component (GO): cell surface
Source: RefSeq, a predicted model, not a curated record